Molecule: messenger RNA, 5856 nt
Organism: Diatraea saccharalis (sugarcane borer)
Lineage: Eukaryota; Metazoa; Arthropoda; Insecta; Lepidoptera; Crambidae
Source: the annotation of a GenBank genome assembly
GAUUCGUAUUUCACCUUUUUCUCAGCGACUCAAGUCAAUAAUUAAAAAAGAGUGUUAACCUUAAAUUUAUUUAUUUUUAUAUUAAAAUGUCUGGUUGUACUUAUACUUGAAAGAUAUUUUGUAGUUUGUGAUUGUGUUGUAUCGUAGUUUUUGCCACAAAUUUCGUUAUCAAGAUGAUGCUAACUAUUCACGGCCUUCCCGUGAUGGUAAAAUACCACGAUUUAAAAACAUUGAUAAAACAAGAAUGUAACAUAAAUGAUUUUAUCUUGGAUAAUUUAACGGCAGACGUGGAUGGUAGCAAGAAAGUCCGCAUUGGCGUCGCCGAUGAAGCUGAAGGAGCGCAUCUAUGUAAAUGUUUAAAUGGAUUUCGCAUGGGUGGAAAUCUUUUAAGGGUUCUGCCUGUAGGAAAAGCGUCUGUCAAUCAGAACACCUUUGAUCAAAGAGGUGGAUUUAUGCCUAGAAAUGAUAUGCCAAAUCAGCAUGGCAACUUUGGUAAUCAGCCUGCCAAUUUUGGUAAUCAGUUCAGUAACCAGACUCAACAUGCUCAAGCCACUUGGAAUACUGGAUCUCAAAGUAGCCAAUGGGGAAGUAAUCAACAGCCUCAAAAUCAAAUGCGACAAGCUAAUUUUGAUUUUCAACAACGAACUGGGCCUCAGUUUCCUAUGCAGCAGACGGCUCCUGUUGGACAGCAAGGCCCUGGGAAUAAACCAUUUGGCCAGUCUGGGCCAUUCAUACAGAACAGAACAGGGCCACCAGAACAAGGAUUUGGUUUUGCGCAACCCAACAAACCUCAACCAGCACCGCAAAUGCGUUCAGACCGAUCGCAUGUACUUCGCAGUGUCGACAUAGUGCAAGGUCCAGUGCAUCCAAACAGAUACUCUGAUCAGAAAUAUGAUCAAAACAAACCUGGACCGAGCCAGUUCGAUACACCACAGCAAAAUUAUCCUCAAGCAGGGUUGAUCCAAGCUGUACCCUGGAGUAAACUACAAGCGAAAAACCUGACGUUUGGAAAACCUGACGUGCCACAGUUUGAGAGCGACAAGCGUCAUAUGCCUAAAAAUUUUGAGAAAGGGCCUUUAAUUCACGGGCAGCAUGAGAGGAGGUUGUCUCCGCAAGAUAGAAGACCAUCUCCACACAGGAGACCUUCGCCUGGAGGACCAAUAAGACCCCCCGAUCGAAGACUGUCCCCUGGACGAAGAGUGUCGCCCGGACGGAGAAUGUCCCCUGGACGAAGGGUGUCGCCCGGAAGGAGAAUGUCGCCUACAGGAAGAAGAAUGUCUCCGGGACGAAGAGUAUCGCCAAAUGAUCGACGUGCGCCUGUCCGUAAGUCCCCUGGUAGAGUGUCACCCCACAAGAGGUCUUCCCCUGGACGCAGAUUAGUUUCUCCUGGGAGGGACAAUUUGAGGUACUCUCCAAGCCGUCGGCACGACAAGUCAGAUUUCUCUGACAGCCGCGGACCUAAGCAGAUUCGUCCCGCUUACGAAGCAGACGCUAAGGCACCGAAUCAAGCUAUGUACUCAGAUGGUUACCGUCCCAACUUACACGAGAACGUAUCGUAUCCGUCACGUCAAACUGAUCAGAGGAGUUCGUCGUGGCAAGAUAGAGACAAGAAUACAUAUCCCGGAAGUAAGAAACAAGAUGAAGAUAGAAGAAUGGUCAGAGGUACUGAGCCUGAAGCUAAACGUUCUCCUAUUCAUAAGUCUCGGUCGCCAAACCGUAGAGACGUGAGGGAAAGGUCGCCACUGAGAGAUCGUUACAGGAGACAUUCGCCUUCACCUCGUUCGCCACGUCGAUCAUGGGCUUUGGAGAAACGUCGGAGUCCCGAGAUAAGUGAAGCACCUCCACCACCUGUUUGGCCAGGACAAAACCCAGAAGAUCACUACACAAGACCCACAAGCAAAACACAAGAGGGUGCCAAACCUGUUCCUGUGUGGGAUCAUAGAACUUUUCAAGAAACAGAAGCGUCCAUGAGAAGAGAGAAUCGUUUAUAUGAUGAAGAACAAAUGCGAAUGAGACGAGAUGCUGGUCGCAGAGAUGCAAUUCCACCUUCGAACCGAAGAGAGCCUUCGCCUAGACGCCCUGGAUUCAAACCACAUGAAGAUAUGAACAGAGACACCAAAUUUGAGCCGCGUGAUUCUAAGUUUGAAUCUCGGGAUCCAAAAUAUGAUCCACGUGAACCCAAGUUUGAUACACGUGAUCCUAAGUUUAAUUCACGUGAUCCUAAGUUUAAUUCACGCGAUCCCAAGUUCGAAACGCGUGAACACAAGUUUGAAACACAUGUCUCCAGAUUUGAUUUGCGUGAUUCUAAAUUUGACCAACGUGAUCCGAAGUUUGAACCACGUGACCCUAAGUUUGAACCACGUGACCCUAAUUUUCAACCACGUGACCCUAUGUUUGAACCACGGGAUCCUAAAUUUGAACCACGUGACCCUAAGUUUGAACCACGUGACCCUAAGUUUAUCCCACGUGACCCUAAGUUUGAACCACGUGAGCCUAAGUUUGAACCACGUGACCCUAAGUUUGAACCACGUGAGCCUAAGUUUGAGCCACGUGACCCUAAGUUUGAACCACGUGACCCUAAGUUCGAACCACGUGGCCCAGAAUACCGACCUCGCGAUCCUAAGUUUGAACCACAUGAUCCUAAGUUUGGACCACGCGGACCCAAAUUUGAACGUGACAACAAAUACGACAGUCGAGAUCCAAAAUUUGAUCAGCGGAACCCGAAAUUCGAAAUGCGUGAACCAAAGUUCGAAGCAAGAAAUACAAAGUAUGAUCCACGCGAACCAAAAUUUGAGCCUCGCGAUCCAAAGUUUAAUCCACGUGAACCUAAAUUUGAGCCACGCGACCCGAAGUUUGAAUCGCGCGACCCGAAGUUUGAACCACGUGGAAACGAAUUCAGAAGUAGUUUUGAUCAUACAGGUGAUAAACGUCAACCGCCUAACUAUGAACCACGUGACGAACCUAAGUUCGGAUCUCGCGACACGUUCGGAUCACGAAAUACGAAAUUUGAACAACGUGAUCAGAAAUUCAAACCUACAUUUGAACCCGUAGAAGCCGAUUUUACACAACAAGAGUUAGACUUUGGAACUCGUGAUAGCAAGUUCGAACCCCGUGAAUCUAAAUACGGAGCCCGCGAAUCGAAAUUUGACCGCAAUGAUCAUCGUCGCACGCUUGAGUCUCCAGAGAGAAAAUCUUAUCUAGACAGAGAUGAUUUCCGUAGCAAACGGCCGGAGCCUAGUCGUGACAACACCUCAAGACGAGAGGAACCAAACAGACGGGAUGAGAGAAAGGAUAUUCGUAAACCACAUGAUCAAUUCGACUUAGAGUUCGAAGAUAUUUACAAGCGAACUCGAGAGUUCAAACAGAAGGUAGAGGAAUUAAAACGAGCUGAGAGAAAUAGGGAAGAAAGAGAGCCCUCACGUGAUCAACGACGCCGUGACACGGACGAAGACGGGCGUCAUUCAGAUCGCAAAACAGAAGGAGAACGCCGCCAUCAAGAAGACCGUCCUCAUUCGAGACAAUCUAGCGACAAACGAGAGCCAGAAUGGAAACCACGUAAUAUAAUACCUAGGAAGAUCUUCCUGCCGUCGGUCGUUAAGGCAAAACGUGACAAAGCAGUAGAUGAAAUAGCGAACAAAUUAAUGCAUAAAUAUGGUGACUUUGAGAUGACCGAAGAAAUUAAAAACCGUGUGCUAGAUGAACUGAAACUGUCUAUAGCACGAAUCAUGUACGACAUGUUCGGCAAUGAGGAUAUCUCGUUUAUAGAACUAGUUGUGAAAUUCAAUUCUAAGCACGGAGAGAGAGAAGAAGUGAAGAUAUUUGAGGACGUGAUGUCGUGUUUCCCUAAACAUCAUAGGGCUAUGAAGAGACCAGCGCAAGAAACCGACAAAAGUGAUAUUCCUGAGAAGAGUUCUAGACUCGCCACUGAUACUCAAUCGGAACAAGAUUCAAGACGAUUUGCUCGUUCGGUAAGGAAACCGGUCAUCACGAAGAAACCUGUUCUGAGAGCAGCGGCAAUAUCGAAACCUAAAUUGGAGCGUCCCAAGAGAUUAGUGCCACAUUUAUCUGUUAAACCGAAUGCGGACGGGCUCUACGAGCUUGACGCGACCACCUCUAGACUUCUCGAGGACGACUUGCAGAAGAUUAUGAUAAAGGUGUGGCAAGCUCUACCGGAUGACGCGCCAACAGAAGAAGAGAAAAUGGUGAUUGAAAAGUUCCGAAACAAAGCUAGCGAUGACCUCAAAAAUGCAUUAGGCUUAAAUGUUACUAAAAGAUUGCUGAAUAUCUUCAACCCUCUUAAUGUCAAAGUACACUUCUCGACAAAACCAGAAAGGAAAUAUCUAAAAUACUUUCUGAAGCAAUACAACUUUGUUGCAUUCAAGCGUAUCGUCGGAAUUAUGAACACGUUUGCAGCGCAGGUGAAAACUAUAGAAGACUACGACAAUCUUUGCAACGACAAAAAUAUAUUCUGCGGCGCCGCCAAGAUUACAAUAACACCGUGCUAUCGAUUAAUACAAUGUCCUAAAAAUAUAAAAACUAUAUAUGGCAGUCCAGAGGACGAUAAUCCUACCAAAAACAAAGAAAUCACAAAACAGGGAUCUGAAGAGUCUUCUCUGAAAAAUGAUGAAGCAAAAGAAUUAAAUACUGCGAAGACAGAGCAGCAAGCAAAAUCUAAAAUCAUUGAUGAGGAAUCCAAAGAAUCUAUUAAUAAUAAAAAACUCAAAUCGGUGUCAACUGCUGCAACAGUUACUUCUGCUAAAGAAAAUUUAAAUCAAAAUAUUAAAACUGCACCAACUGUAUGUGCGAAACCUAACGUUCAGAAAUCGAACGUCUCAACUGAAGUUAAAAGUACUAAUAACACAGAAAACAAGACACCAAAUGUACCUGUCACAAAAAGUACUGAAAAUGCCCAAAACCAAAAUACAACAAUUGAAAAGACGAAUAAGUUCGCCAUUGAUCCUAAAACUAAUGAUGAUAAGAACCCAAAAAUAGCAACAAAGACAAAUACUUCAAAUAGCAAAAUAGAUGUUAUCACAACAUCAGGUGACAGUGAUAAUAAAACUGUACCCACAAAUAAAAAAGAUAACAAAACUACCAUUGCAAUUAAGAACGCUGAUACAAAAGCAGCUGGUAAUGCCACUGCUACUGUAGCUAAAACUACCACUACUGUCAAGCCUGCCACUACAGAAAUAACAAGUUCUGAAACUACUACUACAACUAAGACUACCACAACAGUCAAACCUGCCAAUACAAAAAUAGCUAGUAAUGAAACUACAACUGCAACUAAAACUACCAUACCAGUCAAGGCUGCCACUACAAAAAUAGCGAGUACUGAAACUACUACUGCAACUCAAACUACCAUACCAGUUAAACCUGUCAAUAUAAAAAUAGCUAGUAACGAAUCUACUACUUCAACUAAAACUACCACACCAGUCAAGCCUGCCAAUACAAAAGUAAUUACUACUACCACGGUAUCCUCGAAUGUCAAAGCUGAUAUAACCAAAAUAGUUAAAAAGAACACUGCUACUACUAUCAACGCCAAACCAACGGAGGUUAAAAUUGCGACUAACAUAAAAACUAACAAAGUAGUAGAAGCUAAAAAAAUUACUAAUACUACAAAAAAUAAUGUGACGUGUUCGAAACAAACAAAUAAAAAGUCUAACAUGAUUAAUGUUAAAAAGCAGACAGAUACUAAAUUGUCGUCAAAAGAUGAUGAUUUUGAAGAAUUAGAUGACCAUGAAUUAUAUCAAUAUCUUAUGUCUACAGGAAUCGUGUUAGAUGAAUGCAGCGGUUCUGACGAUGACUAGAUUUAAGUUAACAUAGAUAAUAUAAUAUUACCAUAGCUUUAUAAAAGGG